UGUUCCAUCAGUGCACGAUUCACAUAAAAACAUUUUUCCCGCACAGAGUGAGAGUUGUUGCUAAGAUGGCGGCGCGGUGGGGAGCAGGCGAGGAGCUGUUAACUGCCUGCAACAUGGAAUUUUUUUCUACAAAUACACUAGACGAGGCGGUGAUCCUCCAUGGGGGCCUGUCUAGUGACAAUAUGGCCAGUCUGGAGCUGGAGACAGAGGCUCUGGAGGCCCUCCACUGCUGUCUGGACCCCUCCAUACUGUCCAUCUUUGAGGACACAACCACAGAAGAGAACACCUUUUUUUCUUCUCAGAAUAAAGUUGGACUUGAUGAGGAUAACGAGGCGACGCUGCUCACAGCUCUGACUGAGAUCCUGGAUAACGUGGACGACGAGAACCUGUCCCCCUUCGACACACUGCCAGACUCUGACCUACUGACUGGCCAAAAAGGCCGGGAACACUCUCCGCUGAGGAGACUGCUGUGCUUGUCCCACUCGCCUCCAGAGAGAGAGACACUCUGCCACACACGACAGUUCUCCACCGGAAAGAGUCUCCCCAGGACACAGAAGUCUGUCCAGAGGAGUGAUGGAGAGGAGGAAGAGGACGGAGAGGCCUUUUCUCCCUCCCUGAGCCCAAACAGACAGUCCUCGUCCCCAGAGCAAGAGCUCCUGAACUGGGGUGACCUGUCCCUGCCUCUCCCUCUGGCUCUGGAGCAGCACAUGGAGGAUGAGGGCGAGGAUGGAGAGAGCAUGUCAGUGAGUCUAGGAGAGCUGGUCAGACACAUGCACCCCUAUUGCAUGGCAGUGUGCGUGGAGGAUGAAGAAGGGGAAGAACGGAUGCUGGCGGAGGAAGGGAUACUGCUGGAGGUGGUGGAACAGGGAGAGCAUGGCGAAACGAUAUUUGCCAUCCCAGACAUGGGCAUCCCUCACUCUCAUCUCUCCCUCUCCUUGCCAGGAGUAGAAGACUCGUCCAAAGCAGAGCAGAGGGUUCCAGAUGAAAUUUCGGAGGCAGAUAUGUUGGAAACGCCUGAGUCUGAGUUGGCGAAUGAUGAUGUCGUAGUUGACGAUGACCCAGCAGAGGUGGCUGGCUCUUCUGCCGCGACCCUGAGGUCAAAAGCAAGGGGUGAGAAGGUUAACAGCAAACCAAAGGAGGAGACUGUUGAAAGAUGUCUGUCUCGAAGGAAAAAUAAACGGAAAAACAAAGAGAAGAUUUCACCUGCUGAGGUCACUCCUGAACCUGCCCAGGCAGAGGGGAGGGUCCUGCGGAGCGCGUCCAAUAGGAGAGCAGCCCAGGAAUCCUCGCCCCGGAAGCCCAUGAAGGAGACGACCAAACCAGAGAAGAAGAAAAUGGACAAAGAGUCGUUUUCUUCUGCCAUAUCUAUGGCCGCCCCCGAAGCCCCAAAACACAAGACGAGAGCGACACAUACUGCCGAAACACAACACACACAGCGGCAGAGCCAUGUGGAAGUCACAACCCUACAAUUAUCCACACGCCCCAGCGUUAAGGUCAUCCCCGCCUCUGACCAUGUGUCAAAGGUCAUGGCCUCUGACCUAUUGCCAAUGACUAUGACCCCCGAGAAGGUCCCCCAACCAACCACAGGCUGCGAGAUGCUUCAAGGUCCCCUAGCUUCUGCAGCUAACCCAACAGCCCCCCAGACGAUGGCAGCCCCCCAGGCAAUGACAAUCAACCCUGCAGCACCCCAGUCUCUGAACCCCAGUGAAGUACCUGUGUCAGUGGCCCCUCAGGCAACAAUGCAGUCCAACAGUGCCUCUCUAGGGGCCCCCCAGGUGAUGCCCCAGCCCAUUGAGGCCCCCCAGGCUAUUGAGCCCAAGCCUAAGCCCCUGUCCCUCCAGCAGUACCGGCUGCUGCGCCAGCAGAAGAAACCGGCCCCUGUAGAGAGACCGGAGGACCAGAGCACCAAGUGGCCCAGCCUCCCUGAUGCCCCUACAGAGCUGCCCCCCAUCCCCUGCCUCCCCAUCCCCUCUUCCAGAGACCCCCGUCGCCCCCACCCCUCCCCAGGGAAAAAUAAGGAGGUGGAGGAGGUGAAAGAAGCCUGGCAGCCCAUGGGACCAGGAGCACCUCCUACACCUGAAGCCCUGCUGGUGCCUCCUGCUUACAUGCUGGCCUCCAAAUCAUCUUCCCCUAGCAAGGCUACUAGUGCAAAUGCAUCCCCUACCACCCCUCCCCAGCAAGCGGCUACGCCACAGCCAGCUAAAGCUAGCCAACCCCAGCCCCCCAUCUCCGCUGUGCCUGUAUCCAGUACUGUGACGGUAGUACCCCCAUCACCCCAGACCCCCUCUACCCAGCCCCAGAACCCUUCUGUGAAGCGUAAUAUACCCCAGGCCCCCCAGCCUGCACUGCUCCAGUCCCAGCUACCCUCCUUGAAGCCUGUAGUCCUUAUCAAAUCUGAGAGCUCCAGUGGAGCCUCUUCUAAAACCACUACAGAUGCCCACAGGCCCACCCUAAUUGCUACUGUAGCCCAAAAACCCACCCCCAUCGCUGCUGAUUUACCAGAGAAAAUGUUAAACCGCACCACCAACGCUGCUGCUGUUUUUGUCCAGAAAUCUACCCCUGCUGCUCCUCUGAAGGUGGCUGCAACUCUCCAGAAGGGAGUAGUUACUCUGCCCCAGCCUAAGAUGCCUGAGCUGCCUACAGUCACUCCUGGGUCUACCCCAGCCAAGCCCUCCACCACCCAGGCCUCCAAACCUCCAGUGAGGUGUACUACAGCCCAGGAGGCCCCCAAAGCCAAGAGCCCUACUCAGGAGCUGAUAGAGGCCUUCACCAGUGAAAUCGGUAUUGAAGCGGCUGACCUCACCAGCCUGCUGGAGCAGUUUGAAGAGACACAAGCUAAAGAGGAGCAGUAUGUUCUGGAGGUCUCUGGUAGAGCAGCAGCUGUAGGAAACUCUAGUGUGGAGCAGCCAUGUGACAGGACAGUCGUGGAGACUGUCAGCGCGCAUGACCUGGCAAGCACUGCAGGUCUGACCCCUCCAGCUACCCCUCCUCACCAGAUGUGGAAGCCCCUGGCCCCCGUGGCCCUCCUUGGGAAGAGCCGAGCGGUUGAGGCCCCCAAACCAUCGCCCUCCAAGGCCAUCCAGAUCGACGCGCGGCCCCUGCCCUCCAACAAGCUCCGAAGCAAGCCCCCCAGCCCAUCUGUAAUUCCCACCCCCAACCCGGUGGCUCUCACCCUGGCUUUCUCAGACCACGACUACUGCCUCCCUCAGAAGGAGCCUGUAGCUAUUGCUGGAGAGCCAGGCAAGCGCUGGAAUGUCAAACAGCAAGCAGCCAUCACCAUCAGGACCAUCGAGCCACUUGGCAGCACCACUACCAGGGCACCCCAGAGGAUCCCUGCCCCCUCCCUCCAGACCCUCAUCCCUGCCCUGGGUACAAAGACCCAGCAGGCUCCUCAGCCCCUGGAUGUAAAGACUGACAGGACUAGCUCUGUGCUGGGGACCCCUGAAGCCUCUCCCACCAGGCUGGAGCAACAGUUCGGUCCCCUGGAGAGGAGUCCCAAGAAAGAGAGGUCCUACCGGGGCUACAACACUACCUGCUCCCCCAUGCCUAGUUCCAGCCCCAGGGAAGGAAAGCGAGGACGGGAGAGGAAAAGGAGACCCCACCAUUCCUCCAGCCCUUGUUCUACUGACUCUGAGUCAGACUUUCACUCCUCUUCUCAGUCUAGAUCUUGCUCUCCACCCAGGAAGAGGUACAGGCCUCGUCACUCUAAGAGCAGCUCCAGUGCUUCGUCUUGCUCCUCUCGUUCCUCCUCUCCUUCCCUGUCCCGCUCUCCACCCAGGCGGCGGUAUUCCUACUCCUCUUCCCGAUCAGGAUCCUGGAGUACGUCCCGUUCCCGCUCUCCCCACAGACGGGCAUGGCGCAGAGGCAGCAGACCACGCAGCCCCUCUCUCAGACCAGGCUACCGGUCUGAAUCUAGAGAAAACAGCCAGGAGGUGAAGAGACUUAAAGAAAAAGCGAUCGAGGAGCGUAGGGUUGUUUACGUAGGGCGAAUCCGGGGGACAAUGACUCGCAAAGAGCUGAGGGAACGCUUCUCUCUGUACGGAGAGAUUGAGGAGUGCACUCUACACUUUAGAGACCAUGGGGAUAAUUAUGGGUUUGUGACAUACUACGAUACGAAGGAUGCGUUCACGGCCAUCGAGAAUGGCGGCAAGCUCCGUAAGCCUGAUGAACUCCCCUUUGACCUUUGCUUCGGGGGAAGGAGACAGUUCUGCAAGGCCAGCUACGCUGAUCUAGAUUCUAACCGUGAGUAUGACCCGUCGCCCGCAAAGGGCAAGUUUGAUGCACUUGACUUUGACACUUUACUGAAGCAGGCCCAGAAAGGUCUGAAGAGGUAACAGAGGUCAGCCCACUGGGGGCGCCACGCUAAGACUUACCUCAGAGCCGUCGGCAGGCUCCUCCCACCUUCAACGCUGCCUUCGCCUUGACCUAGGGGUGGAUCACAACGCAUGGUCGAAACGUUAGCCAGCUAACAUUGAUAAACAUACAGAUGUAGCUCUCUUUUCUGGUUAAUAAAAAAAGCUACAGUUUAAAGCCGCAAUCUGAAAAAUGAUCAAUAGUAGUAAAACGUUAUAUUUUGGGUUAUGAGAGGGUAAGGCAUUGUAAGAAGCUCAUAGCACAUUUAAAUUAUAUUCAAAUCAAUGGCAUCAAUGUCAUUAAUUGAAUCAAUACAUCAGAAUAUGUAUCAUUAAUUGAAAAUGGUUGGACGGCAGGAAGUCUUUUUUUUUAUUUUUUAUAUGGGUUGUUUAAGUGUGAAAUCAUUUAUGCCAUGUUCAUUUCAAGCCGGUCUACCUUUAUGAACUCAAAUGUUAUUUUUGAAAUGACAGCUGGCUAACGUAUUAUCCUGCAUUGUGACAUAGCUACCUGUCUUUAUUUAGGUAGGUUUUUGUGUUUUUGUUUCUGCAAGCUUACACCUUCUAUUGAAGUGAAGAUUUGUAUGAAAAGAUUAAAAGCAAAAAAAAAAGAUGAAUGGAAACUUUUUAACAGGAAAGAAUUUAUUUAAAUGUAUAAUCAGAUUUUCCACAAUGUAUGGAAAAAAAAAUACAUUUUAGAAAUGGGGGGGGAAAUACUUUUAAAUAAAUAUUCCCUGAUUAUUUGGGAGAAGGUGGAACUCCAUUGCUGAAAUGUACCGCAAACCUAAAUAAACCAAAAAUUAAAACUG
Messenger RNA from Coregonus clupeaformis (lake whitefish), 5158 nucleotides. Its product is annotated as peroxisome proliferator-activated receptor gamma coactivator-related protein 1-like. The record is from RefSeq and is a predicted model, not a curated record. Gene Ontology annotation, molecular function: RNA binding; transcription factor binding. Lineage: Eukaryota; Metazoa; Chordata; Actinopteri; Salmoniformes; Salmonidae. Gene Ontology annotation, cellular component: nucleus. Gene Ontology annotation, biological process: positive regulation of transcription by RNA polymerase II. The transcript is spliced from 14 exons. Bases 66 to 4334 code for a protein of 1422 amino acids.